Molecule: messenger RNA, 877 nt
Organism: Mya arenaria
Lineage: Eukaryota; Metazoa; Mollusca; Bivalvia; Myida; Myidae
Exons: 3
Coding region: 89-877 (262 amino acids)
Source: RefSeq, a predicted model, not a curated record
AACGAUAUUCGGUGGUGGUUUUUAAAUAACCAUUUAAACGAAGUGAAAGAUACUCACAAAUAAGUUAAACUUUACCGGUCAUAGAAAAAUGACGGACUUUGUGACAAACGUUGAGGUGAGAAAAACUAACAGUUUUCGAAACAAGACAAACGGUGAUAUACCACGGACUAGUAGUUUUCAAGACAGGAUAGAGAAAAAUGGAUCUGAAACACCCGGGGGAAAUGAAAUUGAGGACAUUUUGCGGAGACAAGGGGCAAGCACAGAUACACCACGCCGUGGUCGCCAACCGAUACGUUCAAACUCUCCUCUGAAAGGAUAUACCACAUACUCCCCCACCCGAGAAAGGUCGACGUCACCCAUGCGUCGAGAGCGUUCCUACUUACGUUCGACGUCACCGGAUAAGCUUCCGUUCCGGAAGUCAGCUAUUUGGUCACAGUGGGAAGUCAAUGAUAAAGGGAAGGAGUGUCUACAAGAGUAUAAUAUAAAACAGAUGACGGGAUUGUAUGGGAAGGAUUUGCGGGGUCGGGUGGAUGUAGCUUCCGAGUGGUACCGGACCCACGGGUUGGACCGCAGCAAGACACAGACGGAAGCAUUAGAGUGGUUUUCCGAGGAGAUGAAGGCCCGGGAACAGUUGAAGGAAGAGAAAAACAUCAACAAGCUGUCUCACCGGAACCGAGUACAGAGGACGCCAUCCCUGGACGCCAUACGGGCCCGCGAGCAGAAGUUCACAAAUGACGCAAUUGUUACAGAGAGAAGGCGGACGCGGUUCAAGGACAUCAUCCCUCAAUAUGACGCCUCUGCCGAUCGGCAUUGUAAGGCGUACUUUAAGCGUCAGGACGUCCAACAACUCAUCGGUGUCACCAGGUCGAGAGAGUAA